Messenger RNA from Cladocopium goreaui, 813 nucleotides. The record is from the annotation of a GenBank genome assembly. Lineage: Eukaryota; Dinophyceae; Suessiales; Symbiodiniaceae.
AUGAUGUCGCUUGAUUUGAACCAGUCACGAGGGCAGCCUCCUCCCGGGCCUGUUCGGUUCUAUUUGGCCGAGCUCUUCUCUCUUUGCAUCAAACUGCUUGUGGCUCCGCAACCAUCGACCGAUGUGCCUUCGCUGCAAUUGGUCGCAGCGCAAAGAAUUCUGCUCGCCCAUGCCCUGUCAGGGGCGCCUGUUCGAUUUGGCAAGCGGCUGGAGGCUGCACGGCCAUCUGAAGAAGGUGAUGAUUUGGUGUGGAACAUUUUGACCAGGCGCCGCUCCACCUUGGGAAUGCCUGCUGCUUCCACCACUUUCCCGCAACGAGUUGGCCUCACCGAGGGGUGCGAAGAGAUGAGUUGGAGAGCCUUGGCUGCACGUCUGACCAAAAAGACAGAUGCGCCCGAAACAAUCACACGCGCUUACCGCAGGAUGCUUUCCGAGCCCGAUGGAAACGCGGCAGGUGAACGAGAUGAUGACCACCUGGCUGUGCGCUUCGGCUUAUGUAUAUGCGAUUGCUUGCGCGGCUCCAGUGACUGGGCUGAUUUGGAGAGCUUUGAUUCGUCAGACAAGGGCAAGGCACUGGCCAAUUACAAAGCGCCUUGCCUUUCAAAGCGUCAAAAACGUCGGCGGUUCGAAGACCUGUAUUGGUGCAACGUCCACAUCAAUGCAAUCCUUGGGGCCGAACGUUGUCGCCGGCGCAAAGACUACAAUUUGGACAAGGUGUUAGAUGAGUACAUGGCGAUAGCUGCUCAUGAAAUUUCAUCGCGGCCUGCUCGCUGCCCCUCGGCCGGAAUGUCUGUGUUGAAUGAAAUUCAGUAA